UGCCCUACCUCCCUUUCACAGUGGUCCACUCAUCCGGUUACGGAGGCGGCGGCGGCGCCGGCAUCGGCGGCAGCUAGAACAAGAGCAGCGAUAGCUCCGGGUUUCCAGAACAAGCGCUGUGGCCACGGCACCUGUGCAGAGCAGGAGUAGCAGGACAAGGGGGUGGGGUUCGUGCCAACCACUCUCUGAGCCGGAAGGAAGGGGCACCUCCCAGCCCCUUAGGAAUCCACUGCUCCGCAGAAUCUCUACACAGCUGGGAAUACUGUUGGGGUGGACAUGUGCAAGACCAGCUAGAGGGCUGGGACAGGUGACCAUUUGGUUCAAGUGUAGAGAGGAAAGGAAAGCUUUUCUGGGACCAUGACAGCUUCCCGCCUGGACUUUGGGGAGGUGGAAACUUUCCUGGACGGGCAUCCAGAGUUGCUUGAAGAUUACUUGAUGCGCAAGGGGAAGCAGGAGAUGGUGGAGAAGUGGCUGCAGAGGCACAGUCAGAGUCAGGGGGCUUUAGACGCAAGGCUGGCGCUGGCUGGCACCAGCAACGUGGCUCACGGCGGUGGCAGAGGCAGCAGAAGCGUUGGCGGUGGCACUGGACCAGAUGGCUCUGCCAACAGCCAGCCCACUCCAGGUGCGGGGGACUGUGGUGGGGUUCCCUUGAGCCCCAGCUGGGCCAGUGGCACCCGGGGUGAUGGGAGCCUGCAGAGAAAAGCGUCUCAGAAGGAGCUAAGGAAGAGUUUUGCCCGCUCCAAAGCCAUCCACGUGAACAGGACCUAUGAUGAACAAGUGACCUCCCGGGGCCAGGAGCCCCUGAGCAGUAUGCGGCGAAGGGCACUGCUCCGGAAAGCCAGCUCCCUGCCCCCCACCACAGCCCAUAUUCUCAGUGCCCUGCUGGAAUCCAGGGUGAAUCUGCCUCAGUAUCCCCCUACAGCUAUGGACUACAAGUGCCACCUCAAAAAGCAUAACGAACGUCAGUUCUUUCUGGAACUGGUCAAGGAUAUCUCCAACGAUCUUGACCUUACCAGCCUGAGCUACAAGAUCCUCAUCUUUGUCUGCCUCAUGGUGGAUGCCGACCGCUGCUCUCUCUUCCUGGUGGAAGGGGGGGCUGCUGGCAAGAAGAGUUUGGUCUCCAAAUUCUUUGAUGUGCAUGCAGGAACCCCACUGCUGCCCUGCAGCAGCACAGAGAACUCAAAUGAGGUGCAGGUCCCCUGGGGCAAAGGUAUCAUUGGCUAUGUCGGGGAGCAUGGAGAAACAGUCAACAUUCCUGAUGCCUACCAGGAUCGAAGAUUCAAUGAUGAAAUUGACAAGCUAACUGGAUACAAGACAAAAUCACUAUUAUGCAUGCCUAUCCGAAGCAGUGAUGGAGAGAUUAUCGGUGUGGCCCAAGCUAUAAAUAAGAUUCCUGAAGGUGCGCCAUUUACUGAAGAUGAUGAAAAAGUUAUGCAGAUGUAUCUUCCAUUUUGUGGAAUUGCCAUAUCUAAUGCUCAGCUAUUUGCUGCCUCAAGGAAAGAAUACGAAAGAAGCAGGGCUUUGCUAGAGGUGGUUAAUGACCUCUUUGAAGAACAGACAGACCUGGAGAAAAUUGUCAGGAAAAUAAUGCACCGAGCCCAAACUCUGCUGAAGUGUGAGCGCUGUUCUGUUUUACUCCUCGAGGACAUUGACUCACCAGUGGUGAAGUUUACCAAAUCCUUUGAAUUGAUGUCCCCAAAGUGCAGUGCCGAUGCUGAGAACAGUUUCAAAGAAAGCAUGGAGAAAUCAUCCUACUCUGACUGGCUGAUAAACAACAGCGUUGCCGAGCUUGUGGCUUCUACAGGCCUCCCAGUGAACAUCAGUGAUGCCUACCAGGACCCUCGCUUCGAUGCCGAGGCUGACCAGAUAUCUGGUUUUCACAUAAGAUCGGUUCUCUGUGUGCCUAUUUGGAAUAGCAACCACCAAAUAAUUGGAGUGGCCCAAGUGUUAAACAGACUUGACGGAAAACCUUUUGAUGAUGCAGAUCAACGACUUUUUGAGGCUUUUGUCAUCUUUUGUGGCCUUGGCAUCAACAAUACAAUUAUGUACGAUCAAGUGAAGAAGUCCUGGGCCAAGCAAUCUGUGGCUCUUGAUGUGCUAUCAUACCACGCGACAUGUUCAAAAGCUGAAGUUGACAAGUUUAAGGCAGCCAACAUCCCUUUGGUGUCAGAACUUGCCAUUGAUGACAUACAUUUUGAUGAUUUUUCUCUUGACGUUGACGCCAUGAUCACAGCUGCUCUUCGGAUGUUCAUGGAGCUGGGGAUGGUACAGAAAUUUAAAAUCGACUAUGAGACACUGUGUAGGUGGCUUUUAACAGUGAGGAAAAAUUAUCGAAUGGUUCUGUACCACAACUGGAGACACGCCUUCAACGUGUGCCAGCUGAUGUUUGCGAUGUUAACUACCGCUGGGUUUCAAGAGAUUCUGACCGAAGUGGAAAUUUUAGCGGUGAUUGUGGGAUGCCUGUGUCAUGACCUUGACCACAGGGGAACCAACAAUGCCUUCCAAGCUAAGAGUGGCUCUGCCCUGGCUCAACUCUAUGGCACCUCUGCUACCUUAGAGCACCACCAUUUCAACCACGCCGUGAUGAUCCUUCAAAGUGAGGGUCACAACAUCUUUGCUAAUUUGUCCUCCAAGGAAUAUAGUGACCUUAUGCAACUUUUGAAGCAGUCAAUACUGGCAACAGACCUCACGCUGUACUUUGAGAGGAGAACUGAAUUCUUUGAACUUGUCAGUAAAGGAGAAUGUGAUUGGAACCUCAAAAAUCAUCGUGAUAUAUUUCGAUCAAUGUUAAUGACAGCCUGUGACCUUGGAGCCGUGACCAAACCGUGGGAGAUCUCCAGACAGGUGGCUGAACUUGUAACCAGUGAGUUCUUUGAACAAGGAGAUCGGGAGAGAUCAGAACUCAAACUCACUCCUUCAGCUAUUUUUGAUCGGAACCGGAAAGAUGAACUACCGCGGUUGCAGCUGGAGUGGAUUGAUAGCAUCUGCAUGCCUCUGUAUCAGGCAUUGGUGAAGGUCAAUGAGAAACUGAAGCCAAUGGUGGAUUCGGUGGCUGCGAACAGAAGGAAGUGGGAAGAGUUGCACCAGAAAAGGCCGCUAGUGUCACCCUCCUCUGCCAGCCUCACGGCGGCCGGGGCCGACAGUGACUAACCCACCAGGUCAGCCGCUGCUGCCAAGUCACUGCAUCCUGAAGGCAGCUUUGGUCCAGCCACAUCAUCCUUUUGUCCCUUUAAGCUCAGACAGACAGAAAAUCUUGAGGAUGCCCUGGAACGACGCCUGGGCUUUCACCUUGGAGUGCGGUCAGCAGGAAGGACAGAAGAGGUGGCAAGGGCACACUCAAGGACCCUCGGCUUCCCCUGAUGCCCAGACAUGGCUGAGAUGGACACGAGACGGCGCUGGGCAAAGGACUGUUGUGGGUCCCGGACCCAAGGACAGCCAGCCCUGCUCCUUCUGAGCCAGGGGAACAUACAACCGUAAAGGUGUCAUUUGCGCUGCUUCAUUUUGUAUGUGGCUCUUUUAUCUGUUACAAGUCAAACAAUGCCUGCCUCUGCAGCCUCUCCAGAGCACCCUUUUGUGCCAGGCUGUCCCAAGAAUCCCAAUUUGGAUUCUGUAGUGGUAUUUUAUUUUUCUCCUAAAGCUUCUUAAUGAUGGCUCAGAGCCUUUGGACUUGCCUACCUAAAAGAUAAACUGUGUUAUCCUUACAAAUACCCGCCAUUCCCAGUUUCCCCCUAAAAAGGUCCCUAUUAGAAAUACAGAUGUGUUUUUCUGAUUGGUGUUUAUCCAGGACUCGCAACACCACAUUGGGAUUGUGAUCCCCUUUUUGAGGUUUUUAAUUCAACCUUUAUUGUAACCAAGUCUACUCCCGGAAGGAAUGGAUUAAUAGACUUUAAUUUAAGGAAGGAUGAAAGGAAAAGGAGUUACCACAGGUGGCAUAUGAAUGUUUAGGGACGAUUUCCAACAGUGAGACAUUUCACAGGUCACAGCAGAGCCAUGGAGAACGAUCACUGAUUACCUUGAAUUCUCCCAGUGAUGGUUUUGGUAUAAAAUUUAAAGUGACUGUCAGUACCAACCUACAGCCAAAUGCAGGAGUUCCCAAUUUUGGAUUUUUCCUUACGUACAAGAAAUAAUGCUUGAAAGGUUAAGAAAUAACGGUCUGGGCAGAGAACAAAUAUACUAUUGAAAGCCAGGCUUAUAAUGGGUAAAAAUAAACUACAGUAAAUGGAUGCAAUGACUAGAAAGCUAUUUGCUCCCCGUUUUACAAGAGUGAGGAUGUGAUAUGCCUUAUCCACACUAAGCAAGAAGCUAGACAUACCCCUAGCUUGGGCACGAUUAACUGGAUGAUUUUGGACAAGUCACUUAACUACUCCCAGCCUGUCUCAUUUGUCAACUGAGAUUACACUAGGAAAUGAUUUUCAAACAUGUUUUAACCUUAGAACUCUUUGUUCAAAUCAAUCUUACAAGGAUUGCUUAAGAUAUAAUAUGUAAAAGCCCAAGUCCUCUGUCUGAAGCUGGGUAAGGAGAUACAGAGUCAAAGGAUUUAGGUGGUAGGGCCCCUCUUCACCCCUACUCCUGACUCCUGCCUCUGGAGGCAGCCACUUUUGAUUUUUUUAGUAGUUUUCCCAA
Messenger RNA from Rhinolophus ferrumequinum (greater horseshoe bat), 4623 nucleotides. It is a transcript of the gene PDE11A, whose product is annotated as phosphodiesterase 11A. Gene Ontology annotation, molecular function: 3',5'-cyclic-nucleotide phosphodiesterase activity; protein binding. The record is from RefSeq and is a predicted model, not a curated record. The transcript has 20 exons. The coding region runs from base 358 to 3150 and encodes 930 amino acids. NCBI's taxonomy places the organism in Eukaryota, Metazoa, Chordata, Mammalia, Chiroptera, Rhinolophidae. Gene Ontology annotation, biological process: signal transduction.